Molecule: messenger RNA, 444 nt
Organism: Caenorhabditis bovis
Lineage: Eukaryota; Metazoa; Nematoda; Chromadorea; Rhabditida; Rhabditidae
Source: the annotation of a GenBank genome assembly
AUGGAUUUCCACGAAAACACAUCACCUGAUAUUAAACUCUUCCUUCAUCGAAUUGUCAUAGCCUAUGAAGCGGAAGCGGCGACUUAUUUCAAUCAAUGCAAGACGACAAAAAAAUUUGGGAAAUUCAACUUCAAAAAUUUCGCAAGAAAGGUUUUCGAUCCGUGCCCCACCGAAAUCCUCGGAAAUUUGUACGUUCAACUAUUCGAAACAUCUUCAGAAUAUAUGCAUAUGCAUAGAAAAAGUCAAGCGGGAAUUCGAAAUGUGCCCCAAUCGAUUUUGUUUAUUCCAGAGCUAUUGAUGAAUAUUAUUCUGGCAUAUCAGCUUCCAUAUCAACAAAAAGAGGCAGUUCCGCAAUCGGUCGAAAAGUCUGAAGAUGGUUCUUCUACAGCAGAGGAGAAAACGAGCCGGAAAAAGAAGAAAAGCGGGAGCAAAAAUGUGAUAUAG